AUGAAAAAAUUAGAUUAUAAACUUCAUUAAAGUAAUAUAAGCAGGAAUUUACAUUAGAUUUCAUUUUAAAUUAUGCUAGUAAUGAUAAUCCUACUAUAAAAAGUGAAAGUACCAACAAAAUAGUUUUCAUGUUAACAAUAGAUAACAAGCAGUAGAUAUAUGUCUACUGCUAUUUAUAAUAAAAUAAAGUUAGACUUUUUUUGCAUAAUUAACAAAUAAAUGAAUAUUUCUGAGUUAGUGAAUAUAUAAGUUAAAAACACAUUAUUUCUUUUCAAAACGAAAGUCAUCAUCAAUUAUCAAUAUGAAUAGAUAGAGUUUAAUUAAAUCAGAGAAAAAAAGUAAUAAAAUAUAAAAUAGAAUGAUCUAAAAGAUAUAAAAGAUCAAUCUGUAUAGUGCGAUAUUACAAAGACAACAAAAUUAUUUUUUGAGAGAGUAAUAAAAUAGUUUAUUAUAAGUAAAUGAAUAAAUGGAGAAUAUCAAAUAAAAAGAAUCAAUUAGUAAAAACAAUUAUUAAUAAUAAUUGACAACUAUUAAUACUUUCAAUUUUAAUUUAAUCAGGACAACUGGAAUAGAUAAUCUUAAUUCUCGAAUUUAAUCAACUAUGAAUUCUACAAUACCAUCAUCUUAUAAUGAAUUAUCCAUUCAUCAAAUAUAUUUUUUUCCUUCUCCAUAAUUUUCAAUACAUGCAUGA
Molecule: messenger RNA, 691 nt
Organism: Paramecium sonneborni
Lineage: Eukaryota; Ciliophora; Oligohymenophorea; Peniculida; Parameciidae
Source: the annotation of a GenBank genome assembly